AUGGACUCUACCCGCCCAGAGCUGCAGCAGGCAGACUCCAUUGAGUUGAAGAGCAACCCGGAUCCACGAGAGAGUACCCUCAAGCUAAAUGUGCCCAAUCUCGGAGAGGACGUCGCACAGAGUCAGCCUGACGGUCCAAAGGGAGAACGCAAGGCCAAGACGUUCUGGCUGGUUCUCGCUUCGCUUGUAGUUUCUAUCUUCAUUGUAACUCUCGAGGCGACGGCGGUGGGCAAUGUUCUCCCCACCAUUGCCAGUGAUCUACACAUCGCUCAAUUCAUCUGGAUUGGUACCACGUACCAACUUGCCUCGACUGCAUGGCUUCCGCUGGGUGGAGGUUUAGCUCAGAUUUUUGGACGGCGCCCUGUGAUGCUCGCUUCACUCGUUGUCUUUGCCGUUGGCGGUGCUGUGUCGGGGGCGGCCAACGGGGAAGCCAUGUUGUUCACGGGCCGAACCAUACAGGGUUUGGGCGCCGGGGGCGUCUACACCCUCAGCUCAAUCAUACUGUCAGAUUUGGUGCCAUUGCGCGAACGUGGCAUUUAUAACGGUCUGUUAGGACUCGCCUGGACCGCUGCUGCUGGCAUUGCUCCUGUUGUGGGAGGUGCUCUGGCGCAGACGGGGCAGUGGCGAUGGCUUUUUUACAUGACUAUCCCAAUUGCGGGGUUCUCUGCAACAUUGGUUUUGUUCUUUGUGAGACUACCAACGCCACCAGGAAACUUACGAUCGAAGCUCGAACAGAUCGAUUGGAUUGGAAACUUUACAGUUAUGGGAAGCUCCACCGCGAUAGUCAUUGCAAUGACAUGGGGAGGAGUGCUCUAUCCGUGGUCAGCAGCGCGCGUGCUAGUGCCUUUGAUCCUCGGCUUUGUUGGACUCGCCGCCUUCCUGCUCUAUGAGGCACUCUGGGCAAAAUAUCCGCUUGUUCCGAUAUCGCUUCUCCGGAACAGAACGACCCUCAGUGGAUAUAUACAAACUCUGGUGCUCUCGAUUCCGACGCAGGGCCUUGUUUACUACUUGCCGGUCUACUAUCAGGCGUGCAAGAACGCUUCACCUAUUGCUUCAGGUGUCGAUCUCUUUGGUACUGCAUUCACGAUUGCUCCUAUGAGCGUCGUUUCUGGUGUUAUCAUCACAGUCACGAAGAAAUAUCGACCCCCGAUUUGGUUCGGGUGGGGCUUGGUGCUGAUUGGCCACGGCCUUCUCAGUACCCUUCAUGCUGAUACUAGUCGCGCAAAGUCAAUUGGAUACCAGAUUAUCCUUGGCAGCGGUAUAGGUCUCGUAUACAGCUCCAUCUAUUUUCCUGUCCUUGCUCCGCUACCCGUGUCGUCGAACGCUCCUGCACUAGCUCUGUACAUGUUCCUACGCACAUUCUCACAGGCACGUCCUCACACAAUUGGCGGCAGUGUCUUGCAAAAUCAACUUGUCAAGCACCUUCCCGUUGCGUUCACCUCUCAGUUCCCAGCGGGCACCGAGCUGGCCUAUGCAGCCAUCCCGACAAUUAGCAGCCUACCGCGCCCGCUCCAAGUGGAAGUCCAAAAUGCCUUUGCGACGAGUCUGGACGUUGUGUGGCGCGUGCAGCUGAUCAUCAGCGCUGUCGGGAUGCUUGCAAGCCUUUUCAUGCGCAGCCUCCCACUGCACACGGAAACAGAUCGGAAGUGGGAUGCUACCGCAGCGACAGAUCAAUGA
Postia placenta MAD-698-R-SB12 is the source of this 1677-nucleotide messenger RNA. RefSeq lists its product as hypothetical. The record is from RefSeq and is a predicted model, not a curated record. NCBI's taxonomy places the organism in Eukaryota, Fungi, Basidiomycota, Agaricomycetes, Polyporales, Adustoporiaceae. Gene Ontology annotation, molecular function: transmembrane transporter activity. Bases 1 to 1677 code for a protein of 558 amino acids. The transcript has 11 exons. Gene Ontology annotation, biological process: transmembrane transport.